This is a messenger RNA of Abrus precatorius (Indian licorice), 1749 nucleotides long. Its product is annotated as tyrosine/DOPA decarboxylase 2-like. The coding region runs from base 14 to 1519 and encodes 501 amino acids. Gene Ontology annotation, biological process: amino acid metabolic process. Gene Ontology annotation, molecular function: carboxy-lyase activity; pyridoxal phosphate binding. NCBI's taxonomy places the organism in Eukaryota, Viridiplantae, Streptophyta, Magnoliopsida, Fabales, Fabaceae. The transcript has a single exon. The record is from RefSeq and is a predicted model, not a curated record.
UCAUACACUCAUCAUGAACCCCUUAGAUCCAAAAGAAUUUAGAAGGCAAGGGCACAUGAUGAUUGACUUCCUUGCUGAUUAUUACGAGAAUGUUGGCAACUAUCCAGUUCUAAGUCAAGUAGAACCUGGUUAUCUUACAAAACUCUUGCCAACUUUUGCCCCUCUCAAUCCUGAACCUAUUGAAACCAUCCUUCAAGACAUGCACCAACACAUAAUUCCUGGCAUAACUCACUGGCAAAGUCCUAAAUACUUUGCUUACUUUCCCUGCAGUGGUAGCACUGCAGGGUUUGUAGGAGAGAUGCUAAGCACUGGACUCAACGUGGUUGGUUUCAAUUGGGUGUCAUCACCAGCUGCCACUGAACUUGAAAGCACUGUAAUGGAUUGGCUUGGACAAGUGCUGAAGCUUCCCAAGGCUUUUCUCUUUUCAGGUAGUGGUGGAGGUGUGUUGUUAGGGACAACUUGUGAGGCCAUUUUGGUCACACUUGUUGCUGCUAGAGACAAAAUGCUUCAACAAAUUGGUAGAGAGAAUAUAGGGAAACUAGUUGUUUAUGGGUCUGAUCAAACACAUUGUGCAGUUCAGAAAGCUGCUCAUAUAAUAGGAAUUCACCCCAAAAAUUUCAGGGUUAUUAAGUCUAUGAGGUCAACUUCAUUCACUUUGUUGCCACAAUCACUGUUAUCAACCAUUCAAACAGAUGUGAGAGAUGGAUUGGUUCCUUGUUAUCUUUGUGUCACUGUGGGGACAACUUCAACCACUGCAAUUGAUCCAUUAGGACCCCUAUGCAAGGUGUCAAAAGAAUAUGGCAUGUGGGUCCAUGUUGAUGCUGCUUAUGCUGGUAGUGCGUGCAUUUGUCCAGAGUUUAGACACUUGAUUGAUGGAGUUGAGGAUGCAAACUCUUUUAGCCUUAAUGCUCACAAAUGGUUUUUAACUAAUAUAGAUUGUUGCUGUCUUUGGGUGAAGGAUCCAGCUUCUUUGAUAAAGUCUCUAUCAACACAUUCAGUGUACUUGGAGAAUAGCGCUUCUGAUUCAAAGCAAGUGGUGGAUUACAAAGACUGGCAGGUAACUUUAAGCAGAAGAUUUCGUGCACUCAAAGUGUGGCUUGUUCUUCGAAGCUAUGGUGUGGCAAAUCUUAGAAAUUUCCUUAGAAACCAUGUUGAAAUGGCCAAAACUUUUGAAGGUUUAGUGAAGCAAGACAAAAGGUUUGAGAUUUUUGUGCCUAGAAUGCUUGCUGUAGUUUGUUUUAGGCUUUCACCAUCAAAAGUUGCAAAUAUUGGCAAUGGCAACGUCCAAAAUGGAGACCUCAAAAUUGAGGAUGUUGCAAAUGAAAUCAAUCGUAGAUUGUUGGAUUCAAUCAAUGGUUCAGGCACUGUAUACAUGACUCAUGCCGUUGUUGGAGGUGCUUUUGUGAUAAGGUGUGCUAUAGGAGCAACUUUAACAGAGAAAACACACGUCUUCAUGGCUUGGAAGGUGGUGCAGGAACAUGCAAAUGCCAUUCUAAACUACGGAAUCAAAUUAAAUUAGAUAGCAAAAAAAAAGAGUUUUUUUUUAAAGUGAAGUUCAAUUGUUCAGAAACUCCAUUAGUUAAAGUGGUUGCAAAAUAGAAUUCGUCUUUGAAGUAUAUUCCUCAUUAGUUGAGCAUAAGUAUUCUGUAUUUUGGUUUUAUCUUGCAAAUUGAACUUGUUUAUUGUUAUCCUUCAUGUCCAAGUUUCUAACUACAUGUCAAAUUCAUUAUAAAUAUAUAUAUUUUUAUC